AUGGCAUCGUUCGAUAAAGAAUUCCGACUAGUGGUGCUCGGAGCCCAAGGGGUUGGAAAAUCUUCGAUAAUCGAAUGCUUCUGUACGAAUUACGAUGAAGAUGGCAAAGGCAAUACAGUCCUUCACUUGGAUGACGAAAAGAUAAGAAUUUCUGUACAAGAAAGUGAGAAGUGGGAAAGCAGCUAUUUCACUAAGUUUGAUGGAGUGGUGGUCAUCUAUUCUACUGAUAGCUUCGACACCUUCGAAUACUGCAUUGACCUUAUAAAAUCCAUUCGAACGGAAGAUUACAUUCCAAUUGUUGUAAUUGAAAACAAAAUUGAUUUGUUAGAUCACACUGAAAUAGAAAAGAGACAAGUGGAAGCAUUCCUAGGAGAACUACAUCUAAGGCUGUAUCGUUCAUCAGCCGCCAAAGAUUUUAAUAUAAUGCAUCCAUUCGCAUACGUUUUGGAAAAACUAACGAGAAGCAAAGAUGAAAAUUGGAACACUACCAAGAAAUCUCCAGUUGAACGAAUAAGGCUUCCAUCCAGAGAAGGUUGGGGAGAUGAGCCGAAAGCAUCAAAAAAGGAAAAGUGUUCGGUUAUGUAA
Messenger RNA from Auanema sp. JU1783, 585 nucleotides. Lineage: Eukaryota; Metazoa; Nematoda; Chromadorea; Rhabditida; Rhabditidae. The record is from the annotation of a GenBank genome assembly.